AUGGGAUUACAAUGCUUUCUCUGUUCCUUUUCAAUUUCACACGGAUUUUGCCUCGCGCUCAAGCAGUUCGUUUCGGCCCCAGAUCAAUUCAUGUCCAAACCACUCCCCGUACUACCAAAACCACCGCCAACCAAUUCCUCCUUCACCGAUUUCUCCCAAUUUCAGCCCACUGCUACUGGCCGAUUGCAUUCCACUACUGAACGAUUGCCCACCAUGAAUCAUCAUCAUCCACGGUUGUUCAUGGUUGAUUCCAGCGACGUUGGUGUUUCUCAGGAACCAAUUUUGAAUCUUGAUAGUGAUGAACUUGAGGCUGAAAGUGCGGAUAUUCAAUGUAAUGUGAAUGUUGAAGAUUAUGUUAAUGUUGAAGAUGGAGUGAAUGUGCAGCCCUCUUCAAGCAGUAGUCCGUUAGAGCCAUUCAUUGACUAUGUUUGCACAAGGGAAGGAUUUCGGCGGGUUAGUCGGAAUGUUACAGAUCGAAUACUCCCUGAACCUGCUGAGACAAAAAUUGGAUGUAAAGCAAUAAUGGGAAUAAAGAAAGGUGGUGAAAAGUGGAUAGUCAAUAAGUUUGUGUUUGGACAUAACCAUAUUUUACUUACACCAAGAAGCACUAGUUUUCUUCGGGGACAUAGGGGAGUUACUAAAGUUCAAAAAAAACUUAUUAUGACUUUGAAUGAGUUCGGUGUACCGACAAGGAAGAUAAUGUCAGUGUUGAGUCAAGACUCAGGUAGUGAGUUUAAUGUCGGUUGUAUUGGCAAGGAUGUAGAAAAUUACAUGGGAAGCAAAAGAAGAAAAAUAUUUGAGGGGGAUGCACAAAGGUUGUAUUCCUACUUUCUUGAUCGACAACUCAAAGAACCUAGGUUUGUAUUCUCCAUGCAAGUUGACAAUGAUGAGUGUAUGGGAAGUUGUUUUUGGGCUGAUGCGCGAUCAAGAACUGCAUACCAAUAUUUUGGGGAUGUCGUUACAUUUGAUGACACUUACCUGACGAAUAUUUAUAAGAUGUCGUUUGUGCCAUUCUCUGGAGUUAAUCAUCAUCAUCAGACUAUAAUGUUCAGUUGUGCUUUGUUAGUUAAUGAAACGGCGGAAUCAUAUACAUGGUUAUUGAGAACAUGGCAAGAGGCAAUGCUUGGGCGUGCUCCUACAACAAUAAUUAUUGACGAUGACAAGGCGAUGGCUAAGGCAAUUGUUGAGGUACUCCCGAAUACAACUCAUAGGUUAUGCUUGUGGCACAUCUUACAAAAGUUUCCUGAACACUUGGCCCAUGUAUACAACAAAUUUCUGGAAUUUCAAAAAUAUUUUCGUCAUUACGUCCAUGAGACAAUUACUACUGAUGAGUUCGAGCAAGAAUGGGCUUUGAUUGUGGUGAAGUAUGAGUUAGGAGAGAAUACUUGGCUGCAAAAUCUUUACAGUCGACGGGAUAAAUGGGUACCAGCGUACUUGCGUUCAACAUUUUGUGCCAGUAUGUCAACAACUUAG
Carya illinoinensis is the source of this 1473-nucleotide messenger RNA. Its product is annotated as protein FAR1-RELATED SEQUENCE 5-like. The record is from RefSeq and is a predicted model, not a curated record. Bases 1 to 1473 code for a protein of 490 amino acids. NCBI's taxonomy places the organism in Eukaryota, Viridiplantae, Streptophyta, Magnoliopsida, Fagales, Juglandaceae. The transcript is spliced from 3 exons.